AUAAAACCGACCAGGACGCCCUGCGUCGACGGGUUCUCCUAAAUACACCAGACGAGGAACCCUACGAGGCUCGACGUUUUGUUCAAGAAUAUACGCUGGACCUCCACGAUAUCGACCUUGAUGUUGUCAACGAAGAUGACCAUGAUGAAUACAUCAACGUCUUCUACAACAAGAACUUGAUGAACCAUACUUCUCCUUCUACUUCUGGC
Messenger RNA from Amoebophrya sp. A25, 209 nucleotides. The record is from the annotation of a GenBank genome assembly. Lineage: Eukaryota; Dinophyceae; Syndiniales; Amoebophryaceae.